This is a messenger RNA of Salvia miltiorrhiza (redroot sage), 438 nucleotides long. RefSeq lists its product as uncharacterized. The record is from RefSeq and is a predicted model, not a curated record. NCBI's taxonomy places the organism in Eukaryota, Viridiplantae, Streptophyta, Magnoliopsida, Lamiales, Lamiaceae. Bases 1 to 438 code for a protein of 145 amino acids. The transcript has a single exon.
AUGGCAGAACCAUUGCACGAUUCUUCGUCUAAUUCAUCCGACGGUGUAGCUCAAGCGAUCAUGGACGAGAUAGAGUUGCACAAACAAUUGAUGUCUCACAUCUACUCCCAACGGGCGCCGGAGUCGGAACAUGUUAAACGUCCCCGGUCUUACGUCCACCGUGAUCGUGAGAAUGUUCAUUUACGUCUUAUGCAAGACUACUUCAACGACAAUCCAACGUACGGGCCUACAUUUUUCCGACGUCGUUUUCGAAUGCAGAAGGAGUUGUUCUUGCGCAUCGUCGAAGCUAUUCAAGGUGUCGAUAGUUACUUUCAGAUGAGCAGUGAUGCCAUAGGUCGGGAUUCUCUCACGCCUUUGCAGAAAUGCACGGCGGCUAUCCGCCAAUUAGUCACCGGCCUCAGUGCGGAUACUUUCGACGAGUAUCUCAAUUUCGUUUAA